Fusarium sp. VM40 is the source of this 1536-nucleotide messenger RNA. NCBI's taxonomy places the organism in Eukaryota, Fungi, Ascomycota, Sordariomycetes, Hypocreales, Nectriaceae. The record is from the annotation of a GenBank genome assembly.
AUGUAUCGCGUCAUCGCCACCGCCUCGGCUCUUAUUGCAGCCGCUCGGGCUCAACAGGUCUGCACCUUGACCACCGAGACCAAGCCUGCCUUGACUUGGUCCAAAUGUACCUCCAGCGGCUGCAGCGAUGUCAAGGGAUCCGUCGGCAUUGACGCCAACUGGCGAUGGACUCAUCAGACAUCCGGUUCUACCAAUUGUUACACCGGUAACAAGUGGGACACUUCCGUCUGUACUUCCGGCGACACAUGCGCCCAGAAGUGCUGUCUUGAUGGCGCCGACUACGCCGGCACCUAUGGUAUCACAUCCAGCGGUAACCAGCUCAGCCUCGGUUUCGUUACCAAGGGAUCUUUCAGCACCAACAUUGGUAGCCGUACUUAUCUCAUGGAGAAUGAGAACACCUACCAGAUGUUCCAGCUCCUCGGCAACGAAUUCACUUUCGAUGUUGAUGUCUCAAACAUCGGCUGCGGUCUGAACGGUGCCCUCUACUUCGUCAGCAUGGACGCAGAUGGUGGCAAGGCUCGCUACCCUGCGAACAAGGCUGGUGCCAAGUACGGAACUGGUUACUGUGAUGCCCAGUGCCCCCGUGAUGUCAAGUUCAUCAACGGAAAGGCCAACUCUGAUGGCUGGAAGCCCUCAGACAGCGAUAUCAACGCUGGUAUUGGUAACUUGGGUACAUGCUGCCCUGAGAUGGAUAUCUGGGAGGCCAACUCCAUCUCCACCGCUUUCACUCCUCACCCUUGCACCAAGCUCACCCAGCACUCUUGCACUGGCGACUCUUGUGGUGGUACAUACUCCAACGACCGCUACGGCGGAACUUGCGAUGCUGAUGGUUGCGAUUUCAACUCCUACCGCCAGGGCAACAAGACCUUCUACGGACGAGGAUCUGACUUCAACGUCGACACCACCAAGAAGGUUACUGUCGUCACCCAGUUCAAGAAGGGCAGCAACGGCCGUCUCUCUGAGAUCACUCGCCUGUACGUCCAGAACGGCAAGGUCAUCGCCAACUCCGAGUCCAAGAUUCCCGGAAACUCCGGCAGCUCUCUUACCGCUGACUUCUGCUCCAAGCAGAAGAGCGUCUUUGGCGACAUCGACGACUUCUCCAAGAAGGGUGGCUGGAGCGGCAUGAGCGAUGCUCUUGAAGCCCCCAUGGUUCUCGUUAUGUCUCUCUGGCACGACCACCACUCCAACAUGCUCUGGCUCGACUCUACUUACCCCACCGAUUCCACCAAGCUUGGUGCUCAGCGAGGCUCUUGUGCUACCACCUCUGGCGUUCCCUCCGACCUCGAGCGAGACGUCCCCAACUCCAAGGUUUCCUUCUCCAACAUCAAGUUCGGUCCCAUCGGCAGCACCUACAGUUCCGGCACCACCAAUCCACCUCCUUCCAGCACUGACACUUCCACCCCUACCAACCCCCCUACUGGUGGCACCGUUGGACAGUACGGUCAGUGUGGUGGCCAGACCUACACCGGUCCCAAGGACUGCAAGUCCCCCUACACUUGCAAGAAGAUCAACGACUUCUACUCUCAGUGCCUGUAA